This is a messenger RNA of Stylonychia lemnae, 1488 nucleotides long. The record is from the annotation of a GenBank genome assembly. NCBI's taxonomy places the organism in Eukaryota, Ciliophora, Spirotrichea, Sporadotrichida, Oxytrichidae.
AUGCAAAUAACUAAAAGAAUAGGAGAUUAUUACUUGUGUAACGAGAUCGGAAAAGGCUAAUUUGGUUCAGUUCACCUAGUUAAGAAAGCAAUACCUUAAUAGGAAAAUAGAGAAGAUUAUGAGCCAAAUGAAGUAGAAUUAUUGGCAUGCAAAGUAAUUAAGCUGAAUUCUUAGCAUGACAUAUCUGAUCUAGAGAGCGAGUGUGAGAUUCUGAGUAAACUUUCUCAUCCAAAUAUUAUCAAACUGCACACAGUUCUCAAGACUAAAAAUAAUAUGUAUCUAAUUACAGAUUUCUGCGAUUAAGGUGACCUAACUGCAUUUGUAAAGAAACUCUAUAAGCAUCAAACAUUUUAUGAACCAAAUUAGAAGCAUAGAGUCAAUGAAAAUCAAUCGAGAUACAUAAUUUCUCAAAUUCUAUAAGGCAUGAAGUAUCUAUAGCAAAAUAAUGUUGUUCACAGAGAUAUCAAGAUGGACAAUAUAUUAGUUAAGAAAAAAUGGGAUUCAUUCAUAGAAAUUAAUAAUAGAUUGAAAGUGAGAUUUGAGGGAGGAAAGGAUGAAAAAUUCGAUAAUCUUAUUAAAGUGGAAGAUUUUGAAUUCAAAGUUGGUGAUUUAGGAUUGGCUAAGUCUCUUACUGAUCAAAAUUAAUUCACGCACACAAUGUGCGGCACUCCAGUGUGCAUGGCACCUGAAGUCAUUCAAGGAAAUUAUUAUAAUUUAAAAGUAGACGUAUGGUCCCUUGGUACUUUACUGUUUAAUUUGCUGACUGGGACAUUUCCUUUCAAAGGCAAAACAAUUGAUGAGCUAAAAGAAAAUUUAAAAGCUGGAGCUUAUAAAAUACCAAGAGAUGUUAAUGUUUCAAUCGAGUAUUUUUUACUUAACCAUCCAUUCUUGAAGUCAUAGAGGCUUGAUUUACUUAGAUAAAGUAAUAUUCUAGAGAAAGGAGGAAUGAUAGGGACUAAUAGUGAUUUUUAAGAUCCAGUUAGAGCUACAAUAGAGUUGAAUACCAGAAAUUCAUUAAAUUUCUACAAAAUCUACAAUCAAUACUUGGCUAAGAAAAUAGAUUAGAGAAUAACAAGAAUUAGGCAGUAAAAUCAUAACUUACCUCACAAAAGAAAUUAAUUACCUUAAUUGAAUCAAUAGCCCAAUAAAUAAUAGGCAGUAUGUCUAGCCAAUGAGUUGUCGCCUUUAAACUAAAAUAGAAUCAGAAGCAAAUUACCUGCACAAUUAGCAAAGGAAUAGUAGUUGAAAGGCCAUUUAAAAUCACCAAUCGCUAGAAAUGGCGUGUAAGUUGACUUGAAAGAGUACAGAUCGCCAUUUCAAAUAAAAAAUAAUAUAUUCAUUAAUAACCAACUUAAUAACGAUUUGAAUAACGAAUUGCUUCCCAGAGAGCAGAAACAAAAGGAAUAUUAUCCUGCGUUUAUUGAUUAAAUCACAAAGCUAUUGAUGAUUAUUGGAGUGCUAUUGGGAAUCUUAUUGAUUUAUUCUUGA